CCACCAACAGAGCGGACGACGCCGGAACUAGUAAUGGCAACGCCGGAACUAGAAAUGCCGCCAACGCCUGCUUCUUCUACCACCACUCGCUCUUCCCUUCCUCACACCACCGCUCGCUCUUCCCUUCUUCAGGAGUUGCAGGAACUAUGGCUCGAGAUUGGUGAAAGUGACGAUAUGAGAGAGAAGAUGACGCAAGAACUUGAGCAGAAAUGUCUAGAUAUAUACAAAGAAAAGGUUGAUGAAACUCGCAAGUACAGAGAUGAGUUACAGAGAUCGUUAUCUGAAGCUGAAGCAGAAAUUGCCAGCCUCAUUUCUACACUUGGUGAACAAAAAGGAGCCUCUUUAAAGGAUCGCAUUUCCACUGUAAAGCCUCUACUGGAAGAUCUGCGGAUGAAAAAAGAUCUGAAAGGGAAAGAACUUUCUGAGAUACUGACACAAAUAGCAGAGAUCUCUUCUAACAUAGCGGGGAAUGAUUACCCUUGUAGCUCUGGCGAUCUGACACAAACAACAUUGGAUGGACUUAAAGCAUAUUUGCAGUAUCUUCACAAUGAAAAGGCUGUUCGACUGCAGAAAGUAAACUCGUAUAUCAGUGUUGUCCAUGAGUUGUCAGAGAUAAUGUCAUUUGAUCUCUCUGAGGCCUUGCUUAAAGUCCAUGAAAGCUUGACUGGAUGUUCAUUAAGUAUUUCUGAUGAUACGCUUGCUGGAUUAACAGAACUUGUAGAGUCUCGGAAGAAGGAGAAACAUCAGAGGCUGCUUCAGUUACAAGGUUUGCUAAGAACAAUGCAUGAGCUGUGGGAGCUAAUGGAAACACCUGUGGAUGAGAGGGGAAGAUUUGGCCAUUUCAGUAGUUUACUCUCUCAGGCAGCUGAUGAUGCCUUGGAAAAAGGGUGCCUAGGUCUGGACAUUCUCCGGGAGGCUGAAGCUGAAGUGGAAAGACUGAAUGCCCUGAAUGAAAGCCAAGACAAAAUGAAGGUCUUGCCCAUUAAGAAAGCCAAGACAGUAUAUAUACAGACUCGUGAGACUAAUUAGGUCUUAACUAAUUACAUUUAGAUCCUUUCCAUAUUGUUAGCAUAUACUCUUAUAAUAAUUAUAGGAUACUGCAAGUUAUUUUCAGAUAUUAUAAACAUAGCUGGCGUUG
This is a messenger RNA of Arabidopsis arenosa, 1138 nucleotides long. Lineage: Eukaryota; Viridiplantae; Streptophyta; Magnoliopsida; Brassicales; Brassicaceae. The record is from the annotation of a GenBank genome assembly.